Messenger RNA from Carica papaya (papaya), 1761 nucleotides. Lineage: Eukaryota; Viridiplantae; Streptophyta; Magnoliopsida; Brassicales; Caricaceae. The record is from RefSeq and is a predicted model, not a curated record.
AUGUCUGCUGCCAAUGGAGCAUCUCGAGUUCUACCGCAACCGGUUCAUGUCGUAUCAUCCCCUCUAGUUUCAGUGGUUCACUCUGGAGAAAUACGUGUGUUUGGUCUCACGAGACACGCUCCUUUAUAUCUUGCUGCUCUUAAAGGCGACUGGAAAACUGCUGAAGCAUACCUGUUUCGAAACCCGGAAGCAGCUUCUGCAAAGAUUACAAGAGGUUUAGAAACUGCUCUUCACAUUGCAGCUGGUGCAAGACAUACCAAAUUCGUGGAAAAUCUGGUUAGAAAGAUGACACAAAGCGAUUUGGCUGAGAAGAACCGAGCAGGCAAUACAGCUCUUUGCUUUGCAGUUGCUUCUGGGGUGAAAGAGAUUGCAGAGGCAAUGGUGAAAAAGAAUGCAAACUUGCCUUUCAUUAGAGGAAAUCAAGAUGCAACACCUCUCUACAUGGCUACUUUGUUAGGCCACAAAGAUAUGGUGUGGUAUCUUUACUCUAUCACUCAUGAGUAUAUAAACGAUGAACAACGUAUUCAACUUCUUGUUGCAGCCAUCACUUCGGAUUUAUUUGAUGUAGCCUUGGACAUAAUUAGACGCCACCCAGACACAGCCAUUGCUACGGAUGAGAAAGGAGAAACGGCACUUCAUGCAUUGGCUCGAAAGCCUUCUGUUUUCAACAGCAAAACUCAGUUGGGUAUAUGGAAGAGAUUCAUCUAUCCAUAUCUUUACGUGGAGCUGCCAAAAAAUCCCCAUUCUUCCUCAACUGCACCUCGACAAUCAACCACAAACUCUUCUGUGACACGUUACAUGAAAAUUAUAUUCACACGAGUCAUUAAAUUUCUAGUGCCAGGUACAAAAAGUAUCUACAAGACAAAGCUAAUGCAUAGCCAAGCUCUUGAGCUGACCAAAGAACUUUGGAGGUUUGUCUUGUUAGAAGAUGAGACAUAUGUUCAAGAGUUAAUCAGGUCUCCUUCAAGAUUAUUAUUUACAGCUGCAGAGCUGGGGAUUGUUGAGUUCAUAGUGAUUCUUAUCCGCUCUUAUCCUGAUCUUAUUUGGAAAGUUGAUGAUAAAAACCGAAGCAUAUUUCAUAUUGCAGUUAUGCACCGCCAAGAAAUGAUUUUUAGUCUCAUUUAUGAAAUUGGUGGUCUUAAGGAUUUGAUUGCAGCUUAUAAAGAUGCUGAUGGUAACAACAUGCUCCACUUUGCUGGAAAACUACCUCCUUUGGAUCGAGCUAAAGCUGAUUCCAGUGCAGCACUGCAAUUGCGCAAAGAACUCCGCUGGUUCAAGGAAGUUGAAAAGAUUGUGCAACCUUCAUUUAAGGACAUGGUAAACAAAGAAGGGAAAACACCUCAGACCAUAUUUGCAGAAGAGCAUAAAUGUUUGGUAACAGAAGGUGAAAAAUGGAUGAGAAACACAGCAUCUUCAUGCAUGGUUGUGGCUACACUGAUUGCUACUGUGAUGUUUGCUGCUGCUUUUACUGUACCCGGUGAGAAUGAUGAGACAGGAGUGGCAAACCAUCUAACAGAGAAAUCCUUCUUGGUCUUCAUUAUUUCAGAUUCACUUUCUCUCUUCUCCUCCUCCAUGUCGAUUCUAAUGUUCUUGUCAAUCCUCACCUCACGCUAUGCACAAGAAGAUUUUCUUGAUUCAUUACCGAACAAACUGGACUUAGCCUCGGAGAAGAUGAUUGGCAGUGCUAUGAAGGACUCAGGACUAUACCUUCUACCAGUCACAACUUUUUUUUCAAAUGGACAAACUUUGAGUACAAAAUAA